AUGUCCGGACAAGCAAUCCUCUACGACCUCUCCCACAAAGGUCCAGAACCCAACACAUGCUGGUCCCCCAACGUGUGGAAAACCCGCCUAAUCCUCAACUACAAGAAAAUCCCCUACACCUCCCAAUUCAUCGACCACCCAAACAUAGCCUCAACCCUCUCCUCCUUGAACAUAACCCCCAAUCCCUCCCCACCACCCGGUAGCUCUCCAGCUCCAAAACCCUCCCCCUACACCCUCCCAGCCAUAAAACUCCCCAAUGGAACAUCCCUCCAAGACUCCGCAGCCAUCGCCCCCAAACUCGAAGAAACAUGUCCCGAACCCUCCUUACAUUUGGAAACUGGCCUGCACGAGCAAGUGGGGAAACUCAUCGGUGGCAUCGCCAUGCCGAUGCUCAAAGUCAUCUACCCGGCCAUCGCUCGCAAUAUCAUCAAAGAGGAAUAUCUGGACUCGUGGUUGGCGGGUAAAGAACCUAAACUCGGAAUGUCAAUGCAGGAAUUCGAGGCUUCGGGGGGAGAGAGUGCUUGGAAAGCUGCGGAGCCUGGGUUCGUUGCUCUCAAGGAGUUCUUGGCGAGUAAUAAGAAAGAUAAAGGGCCGUUUAUUCUGGGAAGUCAGGUUUGCUAUGGGGAUUUCAUCAUUGCUGCAUUGUUGGAGUCUGUGAGGAUUAUUGGGGAUGGGUUGUUUGAGCGGUUUGUGGGGUAUGAUGAGCAGCUUAGAGAACUGCAUGAGGCGUGCGGGGAAUGGUUUGUUGACAAUAAGUGA
Ramularia collo-cygni is the source of this 759-nucleotide messenger RNA. Its product is annotated as related to putative glutathione S-transferase. The coding region runs from base 1 to 759 and encodes 252 amino acids. The record is from RefSeq and is a predicted model, not a curated record. Lineage: Eukaryota; Fungi; Ascomycota; Dothideomycetes; Mycosphaerellales; Mycosphaerellaceae. The transcript has a single exon.